Messenger RNA from Scaptodrosophila lebanonensis, 4193 nucleotides. RefSeq names its product tyrosine-protein kinase Shark (gene Shark). Bases 1 to 2841 code for a protein of 946 amino acids. The transcript is spliced from 5 exons. Lineage: Eukaryota; Metazoa; Arthropoda; Insecta; Diptera; Drosophilidae. The record is from RefSeq and is a predicted model, not a curated record. Gene Ontology annotation, molecular function: transmembrane receptor protein tyrosine kinase activity; non-membrane spanning protein tyrosine kinase activity; signaling receptor binding. Gene Ontology annotation, biological process: multicellular organism development; cell differentiation; positive regulation of cell population proliferation. Gene Ontology annotation, cellular component: basal plasma membrane; signaling receptor complex; extrinsic component of cytoplasmic side of plasma membrane.
AUGAGUCGCGAUGAUCACUUAAAUUGGUUUCACGGCAGUUUGACACGCGAUGCCGCGGAUGAUCUGUUAAAGCAAGGUUAUGAAGAUGGAACAUUUCUGGUGCGCGAAAGUAGCACAGCAGCUGGAGACUUUGUACUGAGUCUACUUUACCAGGGCGAGGUUUGCCAUUAUCAAAUAAGACGUCAUGGUGAGGACGCCUUUUUUUCCAUUGACGACAAAGUGCAAACCAAGAUUCUGCACGGCCUAGACACAUUAGUCGAGUACUACCAAGAGGCAGCCAAUGGACUUGUUACUCAUCUGACGGUUCCGCUGAUCCGAGAUGCACCGCCACAUAACACACGCAGUCAUGGCGUCACCAAUCUAUUGCACCGCGCAACAGGUAAAAACGACUCUAAAGUCGUUUUCGAGCUCCUUAAAUGUGGCUAUCGAAAUUUUGACGCUAAAAAUCAAGAUGGUCAAACGGCUCUACAUUUGGCGGCGCUGCAUUGUGACGAGGAAAUAUUAAAGCUUUUGCUGGACGCACGCGUUCAAGUAAACAGCAUGGACUCGUUUGGCUACCAACCUCUACAUUAUGCAUGUCGUCAUAAAUCAGCCACAUUUAUACGAACACUCAUAGCAGCUCAAGCCAACGUGCAGGGACGGAACAUUGAAAACGGACAUGUCCCGUUACACGAGGCUGCCAAGUAUGGUAAUCUGGAGGCGGUACAGGAACUACUAGAGGCACACGCCCCACUUUUGCCACGCACCAAUUCUGGAGAAUUCCCUUUUGAUCUUGCCAAGGAGUCUGGUCAGACGCAAGUAGAGGGGUUCCUGCUAAACUACAAGCUGCCACUGGCAAAUACAAAUAAGGAACAAUGGUAUCACGGCACAUUAACGCGCGAUGAGGCUACAUCUAUUCUCAAGAAACACGCCAGCGAUCAACAGGCUUCACAGCUGGCGGCAUCACAUACUUCAGAUACUUCGGGAUGCUUUCUAGUGCGAUACUCGGAGUCUCCCGCUGGAGCUGGGUAUGUACUGACAUUGCUGUGCGAAGGGAUGACGAAAAACUUUCGCAUCUCGCAGGCUGAACUUUUUCAAUAUAUUAAAGCCCGGCCAGACUUGGGCCGCAGCAGCUUACAGUCAAAGUUUCUCUACAUUGACGAUGGACCAUAUUGGCCAAGUCUGGAGCAUUUGGUGGAGCACUUCAUGCGCUUCUCAUAUGGUCUACCGGUCCGUCUCAGGUAUCCGGUGCCACCACAACCCAAGCCAGAGUUACCGUCCUUUGCGACGAUACCACGUAGCAUUCCGAAGCGUACUUUACCUGCAGCAAUAGAUUGCCACGUGUCCACCAUAGGCAUAACCAAGAAAAAGGAGAGCAGCUCCAUGUUCAACACACUCCGAUUAACUAGCCCUAAAAAAGCCCUUUUCGACAUGAACAGUCUGCGCAAAUGUAAGACAAAGCCUAAGCGUAACAAAUCGGAGUCAGAGGUUUCAGUCGGGAAGGCGCAUCACAAUACUGAGGAGUUUCAUGCUACUGCGCCAAUGCUACAGAAUUUACGUUUCUUCACCGAGUUUAGCAGCGUUCAAACUGAUUCUGGUGGGAAUGCGAAUCCGCCACUUGGUGCUGCGGCUAUCGAAUUCUACAAUGUGCCAAAAAAUAAUUCGGCCGUCGAGCCACCAUUGCCAAGCACACUGAACAUAUCAACCAAGACUGAAGCCGAAAAUGAGUAUUUCACCAAGAGCGAUUUGCUUAUUACACGAGACCGUGAUCUUAAUAGCAAUGGCUACUUGCCCACCACUGACGUGCGCUUUGUUGUGGAUUCUGGGGAGGGCAGUCAAAUUAUUAAAGAAAUUGGCUAUGACAGAAAACAGACAGCACGUUUAGAUUCGUUCAUUUCAUCCUGUUCGACGGAGAGCGAAAUGGCCAGCUAUUUGCAUAGGCAGUGUAAUGGAUCCUUUACUUCGGAAAACUCUUCAACUGAUACGAACAAAGAAAGAUUCUUUAUACAAGCAGAGAAUAUCGAGCGAGAAGGUGUUAUUGGCGAAGGUGAAUUCGGCUCUGUGUACAAAGGGUGGCUGUUGACACGGAACAGCACUACAGGUGUUGAUGUGCGUGUAGAAGUAGCCAUUAAGACGCUACGUGACGAGCAUAGCAACAAAAAGGAGUUUCUGCGUGAAGCGUCGGCCAUGAUUCGCCUGCAGCACCAGUGCAUUGUACAGCUGAUUGGAAUUGCCAAGGACCCCGAAAAUCUUAUGAUGGUACAGGAACUUGCUUCGUUGGGUUCUAUGCUGCAUUUCAUUAUAAACAACAGUGAGCAGAUCCGAGACUGCUCCGAAUUCAAGCUGUGGGCAUCUCAAAUUGCGGAGGGAAUGAACUAUCUGGUAUCUCAGCACUUCGUACAUCGAGAUCUGGCCGCUCGCAACAUUUUGCUCGCUUCACGGCGCCAAGCCAAAAUAAGUGACUUCGGCAUGUCGCGCUCCCUGAGCACGGGUAGCGAUCAGUAUACCUUCACUCAGGGCGGCAAAUGGCCCCUUCGGUGGUACGCACCCGAGAGUUUUAAUAAUGGCAUCUUCUCUCAUGCCAGCGACGUUUGGUCUUUUGGCAUUACACUUUGGGAAAUGUGGGCCUUAGGAAAGCCGCCAUAUGGCGAAAUCAGCAACGUGGAUGUAAUAAAGCUUGUGGAUAGUGGACAGCGUUUACCGAAACCAGAUUUAUGUCCAGUUAACAUCUACGCAAUCAUGAACAGCUGUUGGAACUAUAGUCCGAAAAACCGACCCACAUUUGCUUAUCUCAAAGAGUUCUUUGCGCGCACUUUGGACUAUCAAAAUUUGCUAGAGAUGGCUGAAACUGUGCGCAUUUAAAAAGACUUUCGGUCGCCAUUUUUAUGUUAAAAUACCCUUCAACAAAGUACCGAAACUAUUUUUUAACGUGGAGAAUUUGAUACAUCAUUAGAACUGAACUGUCAAACCUACGAACGAAUAUCGCUUAUCUAUUUAUCUUGUUUUCGUAAAUGUCUAAGUUUUUGUUUGUUAAAAAUAGAAUAGAUAUUUUCAAAAGGUAUUUAAACCAUGCACCCCAAGGGUGAAUGGGUGUAUUAGAAAGUUUAAACGCCAAACGCGUUAUAUGUAUGAUGAGCAUGGCGAGAUGAAUCGAUAUACAUAGAUAGGUCAGUUUGUCCGUCCGUAUAAACAUUGAAACUUAAAAACAAAAAAAACAAAAAAUUGGAUAUCAACCUGGUAUGUAAACUAAUUUAUAUGCAAGCUUAUUAAAAACUAUUUAUAGCCUCACUAUAUGAUGUAGCCGCCAUACGAAGGAUCAGUGCAACAAUCAAUGGUAGGACCAAAAAUAUUUUGGUUGUUUACGAUAUCGUAACUAAAAUUGGUUCUUAUGGGGUUUCUACAGUGCCUCGUAUAGUAGACAUAGGAUGAUCGGCGCAGUAACCAAGCUUGGUACCAAAAACAUUGUUUUUAAUUGGAAGAUGAAUCAAAAUGAAUUAACUAUAUUAUUAUAUAGCUGCUAUAGAAAUGAUUUUACAAGAAAGUUUAUUAUAUCCUGUAUCCAAAGGGUGAAAGGCUAUACUAGUUUUGUGCGGAUGUAUGUAACAGGCAAAAGGAGGCGUGGCAGACCCCACAAAGAAUAUAUAUUCUUGAUCAGGGUGACAAGCCGAGUGGAUAUAGCCAUGUCCGCCUGUAUGAGCGCAAGGAUCUCAGAAAGUACAAGAGCCCUAGGCAGGUCGAGUUUGUUUUUUUAUUCUAAUACAACCCCCUCCCCAGCAAUUCGUGUUCUUAUACCCCGUACCCGUAGGGUAAAAAGGGUAUAUUAGGUUUGUGCAAAGUCAUGCUGAUUCAGAAUAUAUAUACUUUAUGGGGUCGGAGAUGCUUCCUUUUGCAUGUUACAUACUUUGCACAAACCUAAUAUACCCAUUUUACCCUACGGGUACAGGGUAUAAAAAUAUUAAAUCGAGAUGCUUCAGAAAGUAUAAGCAGUCGGGUUCAACUUUUCAUUUUUCUAAAUAGUCCAUAGCCAAAUCAAAUUUUCUUAUUCUUAAUUUCAAUGUUAUAAAAAUUACCUUGCCCGAUGCAAGUUACAAUUCGCUAAGGACCCUAAACAGUUCUAUAGUUUCGUUAACUCAAAACGAACAAGUAAAAAGCUAAAGUCGGGUGUCCCGACAUUGAAAUACUCUGUACAUAUGUUUACAAUAAUUAUCGAAAAU